Messenger RNA from Fusarium musae, 2910 nucleotides. RefSeq lists its product as uncharacterized. The record is from RefSeq and is a predicted model, not a curated record. NCBI's taxonomy places the organism in Eukaryota, Fungi, Ascomycota, Sordariomycetes, Hypocreales, Nectriaceae. Bases 1 to 2910 code for a protein of 969 amino acids. The transcript is spliced from 6 exons.
AUGUUUGAAGAAAAGAUCGUUGACUUGAAACCCUCGCCUGGGUCAAUCCCGUUGGUCGGUGCCUCGAUUGUGGUGGACCAAUCAGAUUUCCCUGGUGUUAUCCGCGCCGCAGGGGACUUGGUCGAGGACUUUGCUCGUGUGACGAAGGGAGAUGCAAGUCCGUUAAUUAUGAUAUCGUCUGAUUCGGAUUAUGAUAAGAUACAGACGAAAACGGUUAUCAUUGUUGGCAGUGUUGCUUUGAGUGGGAUCAUCAAGACGCUUGCGCAACAGGGUAAACUUGAUGCCCAGGCAAUUGAGGGAAAAUGGGAGACGUUCAGCACGAGUAUUGUCGAUCAGCCUCUUGGAAAGUGUGAGAGGGCUUUGGUGGUAGCUGGAAGUGAUAAGCGAGGUGCCAUCUUUGGCAUCUACACGCUCUCUGAACAAAUUGGUGUUUCACCAUGGUACUGGUGGGCUGAUGUGCCACCAAAACACCAUGAAGACAUAUACGCCAUUGAGAAGCAAACCAUUCACGGCGAGCCAUCUGUACGACAUCGAGGUAUCUUUCUCAACGAUGAAGCACCUGCUUUAACAGGCUGGGUGAGGGAGAAGUUCGGAGGAUACAACUCCAAGUUCUACGUCAAAGUUUUUGAACUCCUACUCAGACUCAAGGCCAACUUUCUCUGGCCAGCGAUGUGGCCCGGUUAUCCCAACCCAGGCGCAUCAUUCUUCACAGACGAUCCCCUCAAUCAAAAGCUCGCAGAUGAAUACGGCAUCGUCAUAUCUACAUCCCAUCACGAACCAAUGCAACGACUCUCAAACGAGUGGUUCGCUGAGAAUCCAGACGGAAGCUGGAAUUGGUUGACCAACAAGCAGAAAAUAACCGAGUUCUUUGAACACGGCGCUAGUAGAGCUAAGGGCUGUGAUUCAUACUUUACUCUGGGUAUCAGAGGAGAGUAUGAUAAGAAGAUGUUGGCUGAGGAUCCAGCUGCUGUGGUGCAGGAUGCUAUUGAGACGCAGAGGCAGGUUAUUAAGAAGGUUUAUGGGAGUGAAGAUGGUGUACCUCAGCUGUUCGCCAUCUAUAAAGAGGUUCAGUCGAUGUUUGAGACAGGCCGGCUGAAUGUCCCAGAUGACGUCACGCUUCUGUUCCAGGAUGACAACUUUGGCACUAUUCGACGACUUCCAACAAAGGAAGAGGCCAAGAGACAAGGCGGAGCUGGUGUAUACUAUCAUCUUCAAUACGUCGGAGAUCCUCGAAGUUAUAAGUGGAUCAACACCAACUCUCUUGGGAAAGUCUGGCACCAAUUGCAACAAGCGUACCAUCACAACGCUCGUCAAAUCUGGGUCUUCAACGUCGGCGACCUAAAACCUCAAGAAAUUCCAAUCUCCUUCGCCAUGGCGCUAGCUUGGGACAUCAACAGCAUCAAACGCGAUACUCUCCCCCAUUUCUUCCGUCAAGCUGCAAAACGAGAGUUUGGCGCUGAGCUCGCGGAUGAAGUUGGGUCAAUCUGGCAUCGACAUGAUCGACUACUAUCUUUAAGAAAGCAUGAGCAUAUCGAACCUGAGACUUUCUCCGUUUUGCAUUACAGAGAAGCCGAUACCGUGUAUCGUCGAUGGAGAGAGCUUCUUGACGAUGCUGAAAAGGCACAUGCCCGUGUUUCAGAAGCAGAAAAAGCAGCGUCGUUCCAGCUUAUUCUUCACCCUACCAAAGCAUCGUACAUUUACAACAAGGUACGCUGGAGUCAAGCGCUAAACAAGCUGUACGCUCGUCAAAGACGAAACUCAGCAAACACAUACGCCCAAAUCGCUCUCGACGCCUUUGACCAGGAUUUCACUCUUUCAGAAAAAUAUCACGGCCUUUUAGAUGGGAAAUGGAACCAUAUUCUCAUGCAGCCCCACUACGGCUAUGAAGAUACAUGGCAUGCUCCUUCACGCGACAUGAUCGGUGGAUUAUGUUUCGUUCAGAAACGUCAGAAUUCUAAUCCUAUUGUUGGACAGAUGGGUAUUGCUGUUGAGGGGCAUGAGGGUGUAAGGCCUGGUCGGAUUAAUGAAGAGUCUGAGAGAACGCAUCCAAGCAGACGGGAUCUUGUUCCUGGGCUGACUUUGCGGCCUCUGAGUCGGUAUGGACCUGAGGUGAGAUACUUUGAUAUCUUCACUCGUGGAGCGCCGAAGAUUCAUUGGACUGCUUCAGCGCCGAAGAGUUGGAUUAGGCUGUCGAAGAUCUCGGGGGUCUUGGUACCAGGUGAAGAAGAUGCCAGGGUUGAGAUCUCGGUUGAUUGGACUCAAGUAUCUGAUGACUUCAACGAAGAGGUACUCAUCGAUGUUCGGUCGGAAGAAGAUGACUUUGAGCAGGUCCAUCUACCGAUCAAUGGCAGACGUGUCCCAAACUCUUUCAAGGGUUUCGUUGAGCAGGACAGUUUUGUGUCUAUCCCUGCUACCGAUUGUCACCUCGAGACUCCGUACAUAAUUCUGCCUGACGCUGGUAGACUAGAAACUGGCUCUUUGACCCUCGUCCCAGGCACCGAUAGCACCGAUUCGAUUCCCUACAUUCAGUACCCAUUUUACCUCUUCAGCGAGACUUCCAACGCUACGUUGGUACUGUACUUCGGCACGACUCUGGAUCUCUCCUCAGAAGAUAUUCUGACGUAUGACGUCCGAAUCGACGAGGAACAAGGCCAGAGCUAUUCCCUGCAGAAGAGAACUCCAGAGAGUGAGAAGAAUGCUGCUGACAAGGGAUGGGCGUCGGCCGAUGGCUGGUUCUUUGCUGCAUCGGAUAACGUUUGGGUUCGGAAGCAUGAGGUCACCUUAGGAGCAGGUGCGCAUACGCUACAUGUCAGGUUGGGACAUGCGAAUAUGUUGCUUGAGAAGAUCGUGGUUGACUGUGGAGGUGUAGCAAAGAGCUACUUAGGCCCUCCCUUUGGCAUCAAGGCUUGA